Messenger RNA from Toxotes jaculatrix (banded archerfish), 1954 nucleotides. It is a transcript of the gene pitx1, whose product is annotated as paired-like homeodomain 1. The coding region runs from base 131 to 1078 and encodes 315 amino acids. Gene Ontology annotation, cellular component: nucleus. Gene Ontology annotation, molecular function: RNA polymerase II cis-regulatory region sequence-specific DNA binding; DNA-binding transcription factor activity, RNA polymerase II-specific. NCBI's taxonomy places the organism in Eukaryota, Metazoa, Chordata, Actinopteri, Toxotidae. The record is from RefSeq and is a predicted model, not a curated record. Gene Ontology annotation, biological process: anatomical structure morphogenesis; regulation of transcription by RNA polymerase II. The transcript is spliced from 5 exons.
ACCGCGGACGCAGCGUUUACGCCAAGCCGACGCACAAAGUGGAUUUACUGAACACCUGCAUGGGGAAACUCUGAGGCUUGAUCCUUUUUUUCUGUCAUCUGCCUCUGCUGGGAACCAACUGGCAACUGGAAUGGAACUGAAUCUGUCGAAGAAUGUGAUUUCUUGUGGGGACCCAGGUGGGAUGAAUUUGGACAGAAUCGCAGAGGCAGUGAGAGCACCGCCGCCCCGCGACGUGGCCCCCGCGUUUCAUUUACCGAGAACUUCAAACAGCAGUCGAGAAACGUUAGAGAACUCAAGCAGCGAGUCUUCAGACACAGAGUUGGCAGAAAAGGAGAGGAGUGCUGAACACAGGAGCGAUGACGGGAACGCGGACGACCCCAAGAAGAAGAAACAGCGGCGGCAGCGGACUCACUUCACCAGCCAGCAGCUGCAGGAGCUGGAAGCCACUUUCCAGAGGAACCGCUACCCGGACAUGAGCACCAGGGAAGAGAUUGCCGUGUGGACAAACUUGACCGAGGCCAGAGUCCGGGUGUGGUUCAAAAACCGCCGGGCCAAGUGGAGGAAGCGGGAGCGGAACCAGCAGAUGGACCUGUGCAAAAACAGCUACCUGCCGCAGUUCAGCGGCCUCAUGCAGCCUUAUGACGACAUGUACCCGGCCUACACCUACAACAACUGGACCAACAAGGGUCUCACCCCGGCGCCGCUGUCCACCAAGAACUUCACCUUCUUCAACUCCAUGAGCCCCCUCACCUCACAGUCCAUGUUCUCGGCGCCUAACUCCAUCUCCUCCAUGACCAUGGCCUCCGGGAUGGGCCACUCCGCCGUGCCGGGUAUGCCCACCCCGGGUCUAAACAACAUCAGCAACCUAAACGGUAUCGGCACGUCUGGCAUCAACUCGGCUAUGUCAUCGUCCGCGUGUCCGUAUGGGCCACCCGGCUCUCCGUACAGCGUUUACCGGGACACUUGCAACUCCAGCCUGGCCACCCUCAGACUCAAAUCCAAACAGCAUCCAACUUUUGGAUACAGCGGCCUGCAAAGCCCCGGGUCGAGCCUGAACGCCUGUCAGUACAACAGCUGACGGGCCAAAAGCGGGGCCUAAAAAUUUUUACAAAUAUAAAUAAAUAUAUAUGUGAUGAACGGACACGGUGUCAGAGCUUAGAGGCUACCUGCGGAUGGGGAAGAAAAAAAAAAUCAAAGACAACUAAACUGGAUUAGUUGCAAUCAUUUUUUUUUCAUAAAAACAAAGUAUGGAUUAUGCGGGUUAUAUGUGUUUACCAAUGAACUUGCACAGCAAUUAAAAUGUCCAGGUUUUGUUUUUGUUUGUUUGUUUGUUUUUUUUGUUUUUUUUUUUGUUUGUUUUUUUUUAAUGAUGAAGACGUGUUACAUUGCUGCAUUGUACAUAUAUUAAUGUAAAUAUAUACAGGCCUAACAUAUGAAACGGACGAUGGGAUUUUUUUCUUUCUUUUUUUUUUUUGCGCUUGCUUGCUUUUGAAGACUCUCUUGGGGGGGUUCUCCACCAAAGAUUUUCAAGAAAAAAAAAAAAAAAAGUCGAGCCUGACGUGAGUCCAGACUCAAUGAGGGGGGAGGGGGGGGGGGGGGGGGGGGGGGGUCUAGCCUAUCUUGUACAUAUUUUAUACUGCUUCUGUGUGCUUUCUAUUUACCGUCUAUGCAGGGUGCCACCGGCCCGCUUGACUCCAUGACGCCUCCCGUUCAGUGACUUUAUUUUAAAAUGUUUUGUUUUUUUUUUCAUUUUGUUUGCUGAAAUAGAAAAGCCCGCAUGUUUAACUUGAGUGCAACGUGUUUUGUACGAUAAUGUAAGUCUUUGCAGAAGUAAGUUCAUUAGCCUAAACUGUAUACAAAAAGGUGAUUCCAAGUCCUCAUGUGUUUAUGGUAACAUGUUUGUUUGAAUAAACUCCAGGAAAAGAGAGGUUUAUUUCAAGUAUGUUUUAGAGGA